Messenger RNA from Didymella exigua CBS 183.55, 594 nucleotides. RefSeq lists its product as uncharacterized. The transcript is spliced from 4 exons. The record is from RefSeq and is a predicted model, not a curated record. Bases 1 to 594 code for a protein of 197 amino acids. Lineage: Eukaryota; Fungi; Ascomycota; Dothideomycetes; Pleosporales; Didymellaceae.
AUGCGUCAUGUUGGCCAUACUGUCAGAGACGACGUCGAUGGGGCGGCUGGCGCCCCGGGCUUCAUAUGGUUCCGCGAAACUCAGGUAUUGAGAGCCUUUGGACAAAUCUACCACACUUUUCCCAUUCAUUCGCUCGGCAUUCGCACGAAGAUCAGCAAUGGGGACAGUGGCGUUGACGAAGUCGAUCAAGCGCCAACAUCUGAACCAGAAUUCGAUAGCGAUACUUGGGAUGCAGAGCGAUGGCGCAACCGGCACAAGCAUCGGACACGCCAUUUAAGCACCACGAAGCCCGAUGCUACAGCCAAUCCACUAAGCGGCGCAACACCACAAUAUAUUUGUUCGAAUGAUCAGAUCUUCCAACGACCACCAACAGAGCAGCAUUAUGGUCAGGAAUUUGAGCAAUACAUUGGUACUUACAAGGUGCCGCGAAAUGCAACGGACUUCGUCCGCGAUGUGGCAGCGUCAGACCAAGCCACAGUCGAGCAGUCCUCGACAUCGUCGGAGAUGCUGGGGGUGAAAACGGAGUUCGUUAAUGACACUCUUACUGAACAGCACAUAGCUACACGCCAGCGAGAGGAGGGUACAUGCAGAUGA